Molecule: messenger RNA, 4971 nt
Organism: Hippocampus zosterae (dwarf seahorse)
Lineage: Eukaryota; Metazoa; Chordata; Actinopteri; Syngnathiformes; Syngnathidae
Exons: 7
Coding region: 901-3705 (934 amino acids)
Biological process (GO): regulation of transcription by RNA polymerase II
Molecular function (GO): DNA-binding transcription factor activity, RNA polymerase II-specific; protein binding; RNA polymerase II cis-regulatory region sequence-specific DNA binding
Source: RefSeq, a predicted model, not a curated record
CUCUCUCUGACACUGAUGUGCACUGUGAGAAGGCGGGGAGGAGUUGGCUCGUUUAGGCUGAUUAGCAACAAACAGAAGGUUGCGAGUUUACAUUUUGGAUUAUUUUAUCAUCGGAUUGGAUUUUGCCAUCACCGAAGGCGUAUGAAUUCACAUCUGUGUUAACCCGAUUCCCGUUUUCACGCUUUUCGGCGAGGCCAGGUGGCUAUUUGCAACAUUUGUGAGGGCUAAUAGCGGAGGACAAACUCGCUUUUUUUAGGUCGUUAGAGGUGGCGAUGGUGAGCUGAUAGCUGCGUCAUCAUGUUGCUUCCGACUCGAGUUGGCCGAAAGAAAUCUCAAGUUAACGCCGUCCCCAGCCAUCCUUCUCCAAAGGCCACUCCCGACCACCUGAGGUAGAUGUAACGCGGACCGCUGCCCGGGGGCAAAGCUUGCUAACGGCUGGGGACCGAACGAGGUGGCUGACUUUACAUCACUUGGCGUUGUUGGCGCGAUUCCCCCCCCUGGGCUGCAAUUGUUGUCUCCACUCCAACGAACAGUUCCCCCAAAGCAAGCGUGUCGCCGUUUGAACGUCACAACAAUAACGUGACCGAAACGUUUGUUAAACAUUAACGAUAGCCAUAUAAAUAUUUCAUGUUUGGACGAGGACGAGUGAUGCCUGCGAUGACAUCAAGGCUAAAAAUCGGCAGCAUCUACUGAAAUGUUGUCGUUUGGCACUUUCGCCUUUAACAUUUGAUAAGAGAGAAAUAUUCAAAUAAUUUUUAACGAAUUAGCCGAAUAGACAACCGAUGUUUUAUCAGGGUGUCAAAGUGUGUUAAACUGGACGUCAGGGAGUUUUGACUGGGCCCUCCUCAAAGCAGGGACAAAGUUUCACCCUAUCGAUCAGCGGAUACAAAACAAAUCACGAUGGCCGUGAAGGGUACACGUUGCCCCCCUAAGCCGUGGUCGAGUGUUGCCGGCGAAAGGAGCUGGUCCCCUAACUUCGAGUGGAUCGGGGGGCUGCUUUACCGAAAGAAACUGGAGAGGGGCUUCCUCAACUACCGGGAGGUUUUGGACGAGGAUCGGAGACUAGAGGCAGUCGCUACCUUUCACCGGCGACCACCCGGCAUGCGUCACCUCUCCUUGGAGGAGACCUACAAAUGCGUGGCCGAGAACUACUGGUGGGAGGGGAUGUAUUUCCACAUCAGAGACUUUGUCCUGGACUGCUCUGAGUGUCAGAGCCAGCAACACAAGGUGACAGAGGAGCUAGGCAGCCGAGGAUGCGUCACGAAGACAAUUGCAUCGCACGGCUCUGACAUGCUCAACAAGCUGAGGAGUCAGCGGGAGGCGGGGAUGUUCUGUGACAUCACUGUGCGCACUAACGGUCAGUCCUACGCCGCGCACAGGGCUGUGCUGGCAGCCGUCAGUGACCACUUCCAAGAAGUCUUUACAGAGAUGGAUUCCAGUAUGAAGACAGACAUAGAUCUCACUGGUUUCAGCGAGGACAGCCUCUUGUCUCUGCUGGAUUUCUCCUACUCUUCCACGCUUUGCGUGCGCUGGGUGGACCUCCCUGAAGUCAUCACCAUGGCCCGUCACUUGGGCAUGUGGCCUGCUGUGGAGGCCUGCUCUGCUCUUAUGAAAGAGCACCGCAACAUUGUCCAUCCUACCCAGGACGUAAAAUUGGAGUACGGUGGGGUGUGUAGUCGGCGCCAUCACCAAAAGACGGAACCCAAAAGGAAAAGGAAGUUAGAGGAUAACACUGGCGGCGUCCACUUGACAGUGGAUACAUCUGAUGAAUCUGUGGAAGGGAGUCCGUGCUGCAAUUUGCAUAAAAUGUCAAAUGCUAAAGUCCAUAACAGACUCCCCAUGAGUCCCUCACACAGGAUGAAACUCAUGGACUUCAAAUCUCCUUCCUCCAAGAAGACUGCCGUAUCCACAAAUAUUGCCACCCCACAGUCCAAAAAUUACUCCCCCAUAUCUCCACCCAACACCCGUCUUCUCCGCUCAAGUCCUGGGGCUGCUCAGCAAGUUCAGAGAUUACUGCCCAUAUUGGAAAGCCCUCGACAAAACCGAAAAUCGUGCACCCCCAGAUCCAGUCCUGUUUGUAGCCCUGUCAGGGUGAAGCAGGAAGUGGAGGAGGUAGGAGUGGAUGAGGAAGACUACGCAAGAGCCCAGGAGAAGUACAAACUAAUGCUGGUUCUCGGCCUCCAGAGGACAGCCCUUCUCCCUCGCCCGGAAGAUCUGAUUGGUUGGAGGCAGAAGAAACGACUCAGGAAACUCAAAGCCAACAACUACUCGCUAACCAAGAGGCGAAAACCCCGCUCCGCUCCCCCAGUGCUACCAUAUACCCCUGUGACACUGUCUCUUCCCCUCUGCGACCCUGUGAACAGUAUCCUACUCGACAAGGAGGGGAAAACCAAGUCUCGCGGCCCACCUGUCAAUGAAGGAAUUACGAAGAGACACAAUUCCAAAAAACACGUCCCUCCUAGCGACAGGAGCAUGCGAAGUAAAGGGGUCUUACCUGAUAUGUUCCGGGCAGCAUCCCGGCCUGGCUUCAGUGGGAGAGAGCUCAGACGGUCUGUGAGGAACAGUGCUCGUGUCCAUCCCCCUGUACAGCAGCCUGUGCGGCGUACCUCCAACAAAACUCCAGUGAGGAACACUGUCAGGAUCAAACCAGAACCAGCUGAAUACUCGGUCUCAGGUCUCUCUCUUGCAUCAGUCAAUCAUUCGUCUCCGAGGACACGGGCCAGGAAUAACAUCACCGGCGCGGCGGUCAAGACACUACGCUACAACAGCAGUCGUCCAGGGACAAAAGCCAAGGCCAGGCAGGGCAGCACCAGAGAGGAGCGGAAGCCCCGGGGUAGACCCAGGAAAGUGUUGAGGGAGGAGAUGGACACUGAGAGACAAGCAAAGGGCGAUCAACACGAUGGGUUCCAGUUCUCGGAGCACUCUCCUCCCCAAGCCAUCUACAACCACCCUUUAUACAAAGUUAUCAAAGAGGAACCCCCAGAUCCUGUGCCAGUUGGCGGCCCUUUGUUGGAUCCUCCAUCCCCAGACCUGGGUAAGCGCCAGAGCAAGCCUCCCAUCAAACUACUGGACUCAGGCUUUUUGUUCAGCUUCUGCCGGCCUUCCGGGGCACCCAUGGUGGGAAUCAAGAAAGAAGAAGAGAGCGUGGAUAUUUGUUUGACGCGCUCCGUGUCACAAAUCGGAGAGAAAUUUGGAACGGGUCAAUCCAAGCACAGGGCACUGAGAGCCAGAGGACCACCCCACACCUUGACGAUGGUGAAGAGGGAGAGGGAGGAAAGGAGUGUGAGCCAGAGCAGGGUUCAGAGACGCCGGACCAACUCCAGAAACGACACGCCUUUAGUCAGAUCGAAAGGGAAAAAGGCUGCACUUAUCAUACCAAAGCAAGAGCCUAUCGCCAUCCCAUUGAGCAGCAGGGGCUGCGUCGUAUUGGACUCUGUUCGCCGGGCAAGGCUAAAGCAGCUGCGAGGCCCGCGCAGCCAGGUCCCAAAAGCUCCAAAGGUGGCCCACUCUUGCACGCAAUGCUCCACCUCCUACAAGGACUGCGAUGCACUCAUCAUGCAUCGCCUGCGGCACAUCGCGGGCAAGCACUGGCCGUGUCUGCUUUGCAGUAAGACGUUCUUUCGACUGAGGAAUGUACGGAACCACAUCCGCACCCAUGACCCCAAGUUGUACAAAUGCAGGAAUUGCAUUGUCGCUGGCUCCUGAGGCCAGUACGUCAUCCAAAGGGUGUGCUGAACCAAGGUUGAGUUACAGGUUUACGUUUUGGCCAUGUGCAACCGAGUGGAAAAAUGUCUUCCUAUUUUUUUUCCCCCUAGAGUCCGACGUAGCGCAAAUGACAAGGAAGUCACACGAGCAAUCAGAAGCUUGUACAUAAUGGAGCCGUCACCCUCAAGCACAACGCGGUCUGUAAGGACAAGUGACUGUUCUUUUGAUUUUAAUCUAAUCAUGGUGGUAUUUAAAAACCAAACCAAGGGUGGCAUGUGUCCGUUUCCCCCCCAAAAACGUCAAAACUUGAACAUUACACUCAGGAGGGUGGGGGAACAAGACACCGCCGUGCAACAUCGAUCCCAUGUCAUGAAUCACGAUCAACAUGUUUGUGUAUAAAAAUGAAAAACGUGAUUGUUUUAACUGGUCACCGUUGCAUAGUGUCAUCAAUCCUAUGUGUAUAGUGGAAUUUGGAGUGCACUUAUCUUUAGCCUAUGUUGUAAACCUAAGAGCUGGUGGUGAAUUUGAAGGUGGGGCGGGAAUACUUGAAGCCAAGGGUAGGAAUACUUGAAGUGUUUUAUUGGGUGGGAGGGGGUGCGUGUGAAGUCAAGGCGGUCUUUUUGGUUGUUUAAGUGUCCGUUUUGGUGUGCUCAACUUCGUAAUACCUUCACUCGCUGCCGCCCUUUGUUCUGACCUGCUUUUCUCACAUUUUAAUCAUCCGUAUAUGGGGGAGAUGGGGGGGCGGGGGUACGCGUCAGUUACGACAACACUGCAUGUGCAUCUGCAGUACGUACGUGGACUUUUGCAACGUGACUGCUUCAUGAUGGCAAUUUGAUCCAUCCCGUCCUCCACCUUAACCCAAGCCCCUUUUCCCUCCUACUGAAUAAAUGCAAAAGUGUGCACAUAGAGAUGUUUAUUGUUCACAAAUCAAUUUUCAAAAAUCUUUCGUCUCUGUUCAGAUUGAAUACAUUUUGGACUUUUAUAUAGUUAAACUUGCUUUAAUUUACCUUUGUUUUUCCUUUUGCUAUAGUCUUGACCUCACGUGUUGAGCCAGCAUGACAAAUGAUAGGAUAUUUAACAAAAAUACAAGAGUAUUUAUAUAAAAUGCUGGGACCUUUUAACAUGUUAUUAUCGGAAAAAUAAGUGAUUGCAAAUGUUAUUGAAAUUGAGAUUUUAAAUGCAUUCCUGUGCUUUUUGUGGUUGGAAAGGUUAUGUGUUUGCUCUGGGGAUGUCUAAUUUGAUCAAUAAACCUGAGUAUAUAACAUU